Messenger RNA from Fopius arisanus, 958 nucleotides. RefSeq lists its product as uncharacterized. The transcript has 4 exons. Bases 247 to 936 code for a protein of 229 amino acids. Lineage: Eukaryota; Metazoa; Arthropoda; Insecta; Hymenoptera; Braconidae. The record is from RefSeq and is a predicted model, not a curated record.
UAACAGCAAUGGAGAAUUAGCAAAUAAAAUUCAAUUCUCAUCCAUUUAUAUAAGAAAAUGAGACCAGUAUCUUUGCCCUAAAUGAGUUGUUGACAAAAACGCAAUGCAUAGUAAGUUAGAGUAGAGUACAGGGAAACGUGAUCCGUUGGGAAGGGAGUAGAAAGUAAUUGACUCGCAAUCGGAGCAUAUCGAAUGUCUUGAUAGUCUUCCAUUUGUAUUAUUAUAUUAAAACGUGAGACCGUCAAGAUGUCCCCCAAUGAGUUGUUACUAGUCAGUAUUUUAUCACUAUUGAAUACUGCAAUUGAGGGAGCAAAGACUUUUGAAUCUGGCCACAAUGAAUCAAUGAAUAGUCUACCAUCUACCAUGACAAUACCUGAAGAAAACAAACGCAUAAUUUACCAUGAUAUAAAAAAUCAUCUUAAUCACAACACACGAAAUGUAAUUCCAAAAUUACCGAGGCCUUUUCCCUCGAUUCUUCUCAAACCUCCAAACAUCCAAAAACAUGAUCUUUACAGCAUUCAUAAAAAAAUUAUGAAUGACAAUUUAAUGAAAAGUCAUUUUAUGAAAACAAUCCCUUCAGCACAGAAUAAGAAAAAAAAAUACAUAUCAUCUUCAAGUUUUUACAUAAGAGAUCAUACACCUGAUGAACAAUUAGAGAGUUCAGAAAAGCCGAAAGAUGGUAAAGAAGAAGCAAAAACUGCUGAUUCAAAAGAAAAUGGAAGAAUUAAUUUUCACAUUCAUGGUCAUAGAGGCCCCGACACCUAUGUCUUUGGAUACGAUACAGGAAAUGGGCAAUUUCGAUAUGAAGAACGUCAUCAUAAUGGAACAGUAACAGGCCAUUAUGGUUAUUAUGAUUCGAGAGGAAGACUUCGUAAAAUUAAUUACACAUCUCACCCAUUGGCUGGAUAUAAAUCAUUUCCAUUCGCUCAUAAAUAAAGGAAAAAUCGUUUAAAUCUCA